GGUACUCUUGCGGGGAUUUUUAGCUUUGGGGGGACUUCAUAUAUACAGCGUGGGGCUGAACUGUAAAGCAUAGUCUUUUAACAGUCCUAGUUCUAGGAGGUUAGGGAAAUCAUUUAUCUCAGCAAAAUGAAAAUUUUGAUUCUCCUCUCUUGCACUUUUGCUAUCUCUCAAGCAGGAUUUGCUUCCCACUACAACUUCUAUCCCCAGCACUAUCCAGUUAUAGGACCUGAUGGUCAUCCUGUAGAAACGCACGAAGUGCAAGCAGCUAAAGCUGCCCAUUUAGCAGCUCACGCAGCAGCUAAAUACCAGAGUGCUCCUUUGGCUCAAUAUGGAUACGCUUCUCACAACGCUCUUCCCGUAGAUACACCCGAAGUAGCUGCUGCCAAAUUACAACACUACCAUGACUACGCUGUCGCUGCUCAAAGGAAUGGCGUUCAUGCUUAUGCUCCAGUUGUAGCUGUUGGACAUGGCCAACCAAUAGAUACACCUGAGGUUCAAUUAGCUAAAGCUGCCCAUUUUGCUGCUCAUGCUGAAGCUGCUGCCCGUUCCUACGGACACGGACACUACAGAAGACGCCGUGGAAUCUACGAUUUCCACAUCCCUGUUCUAGACCACAAUGGUGUUCCAGUAGAAACCCCUGAAGUACAAGCUGCCAAAGCCCACCAUUUCGCUGAAUAUUCUAAAGUAUUGAGCCGUCCAGGACAAAACAUUCCUGACACUCAUGACUAUAACAAUGGCGGUGCUGGACAUUACGCUGCUGCUCAAUAUGCUCCAGCUGCUUACUCUCACGCUCCCGCUUCUCACGAACCCCUUUACUACAGAGGACCUGGAGGCCCACCAGCUCAAAUUGGUCCCGAUGGACAACCAAUUGAAACUCCUGAAGUACAAGCCGCCAAAGCUGCUCAUUUCGCUGCCUAUCAAGCGGUACAGUCAGGACAUCCAGGUCACUACCACUACUAGUUCAAAAUUUUCGUUAUAAGAGCGACUGGAGUUUGUGACUCCAAGAUAUUUCUUGGAGUUUCACAUAGCCAAGGGCCUGCUGUUGGACAAAAGUGAUAUAUUUUUGUAUUUAGUAUAAUUAUUUUAUAAACAAUUGUUAACCUAUAAAAGACUUACUUAUCAAUAAAAUGUUAACGAUAUAAAUAAUA
Diabrotica balteata is the source of this 1148-nucleotide messenger RNA. Lineage: Eukaryota; Metazoa; Arthropoda; Insecta; Coleoptera; Chrysomelidae. The record is from the annotation of a GenBank genome assembly.